This is a messenger RNA of Cuculus canorus (common cuckoo), 2565 nucleotides long. It is a transcript of the gene MPP1, whose product is annotated as MAGUK p55 scaffold protein 1. Bases 57 to 1457 code for a protein of 466 amino acids. Gene Ontology annotation, molecular function: signaling receptor binding. Gene Ontology annotation, cellular component: plasma membrane; cell-cell junction. The record is from RefSeq and is a predicted model, not a curated record. Lineage: Eukaryota; Metazoa; Chordata; Aves; Cuculiformes; Cuculidae. The transcript has 12 exons.
GCCCCGCCCCCCGGCAGCAGCGGGCGGAGCGGCUCCUGCGGCGCGGCCGGGCCGGGAUGACGCUCAAGUCGGGGCGCAGCGCCAGCGCGGGCAGCAUGAGGACGGCGCUCUCCGACCUCUACCUGGAGCACCUCCUGCAGAACCGCGCCAAGCCCGAGGCCAUCACUCAGUCCCCGAACGCCAUAACUGAGGACAUUUAUACCAAUGGCUCAGCGACUCUGGGCAGCCCCUCCCACAGCAACGGCCGUGAGGUGCGGAAGAUACGCCUUGUCCAGUUUGAGAAGGUCACGGAGGAGCCCAUGGGAAUCACGCUGAAGCUCAAUGAAAAGCAGAGCUGCAUGGUGGCCAGGAUCUUCCAUGGGGGCAUGAUUCACAGACAAGGCUCCCUUCAUGUGGGUGAUGAAAUCAUAGAAAUCAAUGGGCAGAGCGUGAGCAACCACUCAGUUGACCAGCUGCAGAAGAUGCUGAAAGAAACCAAGGGGAUGGUCUCAAUAAAAGUCAUUCCCAACCAGCAAAGCCGUCUCCCUGCUCUCCAGAUGUUUAUGAGGGCGCAGUUUGACUACGACCCCCAAAAAGACAACCUGAUCCCCUGCAAGGAAGCAGGGCUGAAGUUUCAGACUGGUGACGUGAUUCAAAUCAUAAACAAGGACGACAGUAACUGGUGGCAGGGCCGAGUGGAGGGCUCCUGCACUGAGUCAGCAGGACUUAUACCUUCUCCAGAGCUGCAGGAGUGGCGUGUGGCAAGUGUUACCCAGUCCAGUCAGAGUGAAUCCCCGAGCUGUAGUCCUUUUGGGAAGAAGAAGAAAUGCAAAGAUAAAUACCUGGCCAAGCACAGCUCAAUUUUUGACCAGCUGGAUGUGGUUUCAUAUGAGGAAGUGGUGAGGCUGCCUGCCUUCAAGAGGAAGACUCUGGUGCUCAUCGGGGCCAGUGGCGUGGGCCGUAGCCACAUCAAGAAUGCUCUCCUCAGCAACAACCCAGAGAAGUUCAUGUACCCACCCCCAUACACCACACGUCCCCAGAAGAAGAAUGAGGUGGAUGGGAAGGACUACUACUUUGUCUCCACCGAGGAGAUGACCCGGGACAUCUCAGCCAAUGAGUUCCUGGAGUUUGGAAGCUACCAGGGAAACAUGUUUGGCACCAAGUUUGAAACAGUGCACAAGAUCCACCAGCAGGACAAAGUUGCUAUUUUGGACAUUGAGCCCCAGACCCUGAAGAUUGUCCGCACGGCUGAGCUCUCCCCGUUCAUAGUCUUCAUCGCUCCAACAGACAAGGCAGAGCAGUCAGAGGCUUUGCAGCAGCUCCGGAAGGAGUCAGAGAGCAUCCGGAGCCGAUACGCACACUACUUUGAUCUCUCGCUGGUCAACAAUGGCGUGGAAGAAAGCCUUCAGCUGCUGCAGGAAGCCUUUGAGCAGGCCUGCAGCUCUCCACAGUGGGUGCCUGUCUCCUGGGUCUACUGAGAAGGCAUCUGAUGGCAGCUGCUUCCCAUUAACCACCUUAUCCUCAGCUUCCUCAGAUCCACACACAGCCCAGCACAACUCCUUUCCUCUGCUGCUCUACGGACAUGGUCUCAAUUGGUUCACAUACACACAGGGCCCCAGAAAUGCAGGACAGAGGCUGCCCGGGGACGGCUGCAUCCCACAGUGCUGCAAAAGUGUUAAGUUAGUGGCUACAGCAGAGCCCAGGGCAUUCCGUUAGCUCAGAGCACAGCUCCUCACCUCACCAGCCAAGGAAAAGCACAGUCCUGUUGUAGCACACAGCUGAUCUUUGCAUCAUUGCCUGGGUAAGUGAUAGAGCAGGGGCUUUCCAGGCGGAUGUCCCUGCCGUUGCAGGAGUGCAUGUCCACCACAAACACCUCCAAAGCCUGGCUGGUGUCCGUGAGGCUUCAAGGAAGCCCACAGCUUAGGAGGCUUCACAGAGACCACGUGAGCUCCUACACCCAAGCGUUUUCUCUUACAAACGGGGGAAGAGCAAAAAAAAGGCAAGUGUGGAUUUGCCAAAGGUGAUGUGGAACUUGCUACCCCCAGGCAGGUCUCACCAUGUGUUCUGAAGUCAGUUUUCUGAUUCACCCUGUGCAACCAUAGUUGUAGAAACUCACUGUAUUUAAAUUCUCACAGUGCAGCUUGCAUUGUUACCGCCUGGCCAGAGAAACUGCAGCAGCUGAGGAAGUCCAAGGGACUAAAGCCCAGAGGGACAGUUCAAUGGGUAAAUUAGAUCCAGCCACAAGUAUGUGUUGCAUGCAGUAGAAACAGUGUCUCUACAAAGAUCAUCCAGGCAUGUUUUCUAGAGUCUAGGGUGUCUCACUGUCUGCCAACUUAAAAGCCACCCCCACAAAGGGGUUACUUCUGCAGAAGUGUACUGACGCACAAGCCCUACCAUGACCAUGUCUGGGAAGCAUCACCAAGGCUCCUGGGCAAACUACAGCCAUCGUUUAGGUGAAAAUCUCAUCUAUGUGUUCAGCAGUCAGCUAGGGGAAAGGGGAAGGUGUCAAGAAGUCUUGUGCAAUUUUUUAAGGAUGCCAAAAAUAAAAUCCAUUGAUGUGCAAUAGGGACCUUUGUUCUGAUCCAC